AUGGCGAUGCUGCCGGAGCUGGCCCAGCCGUGCACGCUGCGGAAAGUGUGGGCCCGCCCGGGCCCCGACCGAGGGGAGGGAUCCAAGCCGCCGGCCUUGGCGCCGUCGCUGGGCCUUGCCGCUGCCUCGGCCGCCGCGGCGGCGGCGCUGGAGAGCCGCAGAGGCGUCCGGCGCGCUGCGGAGAAGGCCGAGAAGGAGACGAAGUCGGAGAAGAGAUCCGAGAAGAAGUCGGACAAGAAGAGCCUGCCACGAGCAAGGCGAUACACGUCGGUCGCCCUUUGUCUGCGGAGGGGAAGGCCUUGGGAUCUCAGAUUUCAGCGGUGGACGUUGCUUUUGAGUACGCCCUUCGCCCUCAGAGACUGGAUCGCGAACCUGCGGGGCUUGUGGACCUCCAACCUGCUGCGCAGGAUCCAGGCGCCCGUGAUGUGCACCACGGCGGUGGCCUGCGCGGUGUGCUGUCUCCACGCCUUCCUGCCGAGGGGCAAGUUCUGGCACGGCAGCACCACUGGCCAUGCGCUGCUGGUCUCAGCGCUGGGGCUUCUGCUGGUCUUCCGGACCAACACCGCCUACUCGCGCUUCUGGGAGGGCCGCCAGAUCUGGCAGCGCAUUCUGGACGUGGGGAGGGACAUCUCCCGCGCGGCCAUCUUGUGGCGGAAUGAGAUGGGCCCGCAGACUGCGGCCCACAUGUGCCGCCUGGUGCAGGCCUUUCCGUACUGCAUGAUCGAGCACCUCAGGGGCCGCAAGGACAAGUCCAUGCGAGCCAAGCUGGAGCGUCUGAUCGGUCCCAAGGGGGAGCUCGCGUGCACCAUCCAGUCGGACUUCAGCCUGCCGGUGUCGUCCAACCGGCCACUGUUUCUGGUGAACCAGUUGGCGCACACCAUCAGAAGCGUGCCCAAUGGUGAGACGGUGCAGGCCAUGUACACGAACCGGGAGCGGUCUUGGCUGAUGCAAAACCUGGAGAAGCUGAGCUCCACCAUCGGCGCCUGCGAGCGCCUGGUUCAGACGCCUGUGCCGUUGAGCUACGUGCGGCAUACCUCGCGCUUCCUUUCACUCUUCAUGCUGACGCUGCCCUUUGCCCUGGUGGAUGUGCUGGGCCCGUACACUGUGCCAGUCACUUGCUUCGCAAGCUGGGCGCUCUUUGGGAUCUUCGAGAUCGGGCUCGUCAUUGAGGACCCUUUUCAAGGAGUGCUGAAGGUGGAGGUCAUUGCUGACACCUUGCAGGCGGACAUCGAGGAGACCAUCCGCAGCCUGGGCGCCGACGACUUGUUGGACGCCGGGGCGCUGGGCAUGCCGAAGAAGCGCAGCGAGAAGAAGCGCAGCGACGCGUCCAGCUGGGCGUCCUCGCAGACUCUGCCCUCCACCGGUGAAGAGAUCUCAGUGGCCGUGGCUGGGGCACGGAGGGAGAGCGACUCCGAAGAGGAGGAGCGGACGCCUGUCCCGGAGCCCUUGGAGGAUCCAGCCCUCGACAAGCUCCAGAAGUUGCGGGACAGCAAGUCCCACCUGUUGCUGCAGAUUUUCCAGUCCUACGAUGUGAACGGAGACAAGGCCAUCGACAAGAGCGAGAUGGAGAAGGUGCUCCGAGACACCACUGACAUGGAGUUCUCGGUGGAUUGGCUGGACACCAUCUUCGAGGAGGCGGAUGCGGACAAGGACGGGUACCUGACGCAGGCGGAGUGGUGCAGUUGGGCCGAGAGCUGCUUCGAGCGCGCGGAGAUCGCGGACCUGGUGCUGAGGAUGCCCUCCUCCCCGUUGCUGCCAGCAGACACCCAGGACGACACCUGGGAUGACAAGAAUGAGGACGAAGACGCCGAACAUGAGGAGGAAGAGGAGAAAGGUGAGGAGGACACCGAGGACGCCGAGGCCAGGGACGAGGCAACGGAGUCCGGCGACGAAGCCGGGGACGAGGCUGACAAUGCCGACACCGAGCGCGCGGAGGACACUCCGAGUGCGGCGAGGGACACAGCCAAGAAGAGGUCCGACUUGGUCAACUUCCUCUUGGAAGGGGAUGACAACCCGAGAUGCAAGGUGGGUGCGUAGGUACCUUGGAUGGAGCCUGUUCGAAUCCUAAUGGUUGGUAUUGGUGGCAUGUGAUAGCUCCGGCAUGAGUUAAUCCAUCCCAUUGUGCGGCGCGUGCAGUGCCGCCCCGAGUGCCGCUUGGCGGGGCCGCGCGACUAGGAUCCGCGCGGCCGUGCGACCGGCCGCUCGACUGCUUUCUCCCACCCCGGACGUGCGCCUGGGAGCCGGUCUAAUUGGCCGGACGGGAGGCUUUUGGUACCCAAUGGGUUGGCCUGCUCGCGGUGUUGAGAGCUGCCGCGUUUCCGUUGGAAUUACUGGCCGGCACUGCUCGCUUCAGGCAGGCAAUCAAGAGUCCACA
This is a messenger RNA of Effrenium voratum, 2374 nucleotides long. The record is from the annotation of a GenBank genome assembly. NCBI's taxonomy places the organism in Eukaryota, Dinophyceae, Suessiales, Symbiodiniaceae.